GUCAUUUCUUCCUCUUUAAUGUUAAAAAUGUGAAUUUUCAGUUUUUCUCUAUUGAUAAAUGUCAAAAACAAUGUCCAGAUUUUAACAUUAUAAUUGUAUUCGACAGGAUCAUUACUGUUACUCCGUAUACUAGUAUAUGAUAUGGCUAAAUGGCCGGCUAAGGGCUUUUACCGGCGAGAGUGCUUCCCAGUUGCCAGAGUGAGUCCAACCACCACUGUUUUAAUUUGGAUUUUGGAAUAUACACUUUGAUAAGCAGAAAAGAAAUGUUCUGUUGCAAAGAAGACAAUUUUGUCACCCUGCAUGGGCGUUAUUCAAACCCAAUCAACUGUAUCUUUGAAGUACUUCUUUCUUGCAUAUGCAUGUUGUCCCCUAAAGUUUGACUUUUUUCUCCGCCACCACCACCACCUCCUCCUCCAUCCCCGCCACCAUUUCUCAUUUCCUCCCAAAGAUAACUCUUUCCUUAACUCUCACUGCUAUCCACUCUCAGACCUGAGAAAAUGGAGAGAUCAAGAAUCAGUAGUUCCCAUUUCUUCUUGUUUUUCUUGUUUGUAAAUUUGAGAUAUUGCUGUUUUAGAACAGUGGAGUCUCUUUCCUCUGAUGGAGAAGCUCUGCUAUCUCUUCUCAAAUCAGCACCAUCUUCUGCUCUCCCAUCCUGGAACCCUUCAGCACCAACUCCAUGUUCAUGGAAGGGCAUCACUUGCUCCCCACAAGGAAGAGUCAUUUCCCUUUCUAUCCCCAACACUUUCCUCAAUCUUUCAUCUUUGCCCUCCCAGCUCUCCUCCCUUUCAUCCCUUCAGUUCCUCAACCUCUCCUCAUCCAACAUCUCAGGCUCAAUCCCUCCAUCUUUUGGCGAGUUGACUCACCUCAGACUUCUAGACCUCUCUUCCAACUCACUCACUGGGACUAUUCCAUUGGAGCUGGGAAAGCUCAGAUCACUCCAGUUCCUAUUCUUGAACUCAAACAGGUUGACGGGUCAAAUCCCAUUUCAGCUAGCAAAUCUCUUAUCCCUACAGAUCCUCUGUGUCCAGGAUAAUUAUCUAAAUGGGUCGGUUCCUUCACAGCUGGGCUCAUUGAUAUCGCUUCAGCAGCUCAGGAUUGGAGGGAACCCUUAUUUAACAGGGGAGAUACCUCCAGAGUUAGGGUCUCUCACGAAUCUGACAAUGUUUGGGGCGGCGGCCACCGCACUCUCCGGCGUCAUUCCGGCGACGUUUGGGAAUUUGAAGAGGCUUCAGACAUUAUCAAUCUAUGAUAGUGACGUGUUUGGCCCAAUACCGCCUGAACUGGGAAUGUGUGGAGAUUUGACGAGCUUGUAUCUGCACAUGAACAAUCUCUCUGGUUCAAUACCCCCACAAUUGGGGAAACUGAAAAAGCUCACCAGCUUGCUUCUAUGGGGAAAUUCACUCACGGGUCCGAUCCCAGCCGACCUUUCAAACUGUUCCUCUCUUACGGUUCUUGAUGUUUCUGCCAAUGAUUUGUCCGGCGAGAUUCCGGCUGACUUGGGAAAGCUAACUGCUCUUGAGCAGCUCCACUUGUCUGAUAAUGGAUUGACCGGGUCUAUUCCGUGGGAAAUCAGUAAUUGCUCUAGCUUGAUCACUCUUCAACUUGACAAGAACAAGUUAUCUGGAUCAAUCCCUUCUGAAGUAGGGAAGUUGAAAAAUUUGCAAAGCUUUUUACUUUGGGGGAAUUCGGUUUCUGGAACCAUUCCAAGUUCUUUCGGAAAUUGUAGUGAGCUUUAUGCCCUUGAUCUCUCCAGGAACAAGCUUACAGGAACCAUCCCGGAUGAGAUCUUUAACCUGGGUAAGCUGAGUAAGUUGUUACUUUUAGGUAAUUCAUUGACUGGAGGGUUGAGCAGUAGUGUUUCCAGAUGCCAGUCACUUGUUAGGCUGAGGCUCAGUGAAAACCAACUUUCCGGACAGAUCCCAAAGGAGCUGGGGCAGUUGGAGAAUCUUGUAUUUCUUGAUCUUUACAUGAACCACUUUUCCGGCAGCCUGCCCGCUGAGAUCUCCAGCAUUACAGUUCUUGAGCUCUUGGACGCCCAUAACAAUUACCUGACUGGUCCAAUUCCAUCACAGUUGGGGGAGCUCGUGAACUUGGAGCAGCUUGAUCUGAGCAUGAACAGCUUUUCUGGUGAGAUUCCUUGGAGUAUAGGUAACCUCAGUUACUUGAACAAGCUCAAUCUUAACAAUAACCUCCUCACGGGUUCCAUCCCGAAGUCUCUUAGAAGCAUGGAGAAACUAACUCUGUUAGAUUUGAGCUCCAAUGGCCUUUCCGGUUUAAUCCCCCCUGAGAUUGGUUAUAUGACAAGCUUAACAAUCAGUUUGGAUUUGAGUUCGAACCGUUUCACCGGAGAAAUCCCAGAAACGUUUUCCGGUUUGACUCAACUCCAAUCGCUCGACCUCUCACACAACAUGAUUACCGGGAGAAUAACAACGCUAAGCCUCCUUACUAGCCUCACUUUCCUAAAUGUGUCUUACAAUAAUUUAUCAGGCCCCAUUCCUGUGACACCGUUCUUUAGAACUCUAACCAUGAGUUCUUUGUAUGAAAACCCUAGCCUUUGUGAAUCCAGUGAUGGCUUUUCUUGUUCUUCCUCCCAUCUGAACAGAAGGAGCAGUUUUGGCUUGGGCCGGACCACUGUUUUGGUCUUAGUUGUCGUUUUGACUUCUGUAGCCUUGGCAGUUGCAGCAAUGUGGGUUAUUGUUACUAGGACUUACGGUAGCUCUGGCGGGGAUAAUGUUUUUUCGUAUCCAUGGAUUUUCAUACCAUUUCAAAAGCUCAAUUUUAGCAUUGAGAACAUCUUGGACUGCUUGAAAGAGGAAAACGUUAUAGGGAAAGGAUUCUCUGGUGUGGUAUACAGAGCAGAAAUGCCAAACGGGGAGUUGAUUGCUGUUAAGAAGCUUUGGAAGACAAAUAAAGAUGACGAAGAACGUGUGCAAGGCUACUUCGCUGCAGAGAUUCAAAUCCUUGGGCAUAUUAGGCACAGGAACAUAGUGAAACUGGUGGGGUAUUGCUCCAACAAGAGCACAAAGAUUCUUCUCUACAAUUACAUUUCGAAUGGAAAUUUACAACAGCUGUUGGAAAGCAACCGGAACUUGGACUGGGAAACGAGGUAUAAGAUUGCAGUUGGAUCAGCUCAAGGCCUUGCGUAUCUCCACCAUGACUGUGUUCCCGCCAUUCUUCAUAGAGAUGUCAAAUGUAAUAACAUACUCUUAGAUUCGAAGUACGAGCCUUAUAUCGCAGAUUUUGGCCUUGCAAAGCUAAUGAGUUCUCCAAAUUAUCAGCAAGCCAUUUCCAAAGUUGCAGGUUCUUAUGGAUACAUAGCUCCAGGCAAGAUUUUCUAAGCUUAUGUUCAUAUCAUCCAAAAAAAGAGAAGUAUUUGAAAUAUGGUUACACAAUGAACAUAACAGAGAAGAGCGAUGUGUAUAGCUUCGGAGUGGUUUUGCUGGAAAUACUGAGCGGGCGAAGCGCAGUUGAGUCACACGUCGCUGGGGACGGGCUUCACAUUGUCGAGUGGGUGAAGAAGAAAAUGGGAAGCUUUGAACCUGCGAUCACCGUUCUGGAUUCAAAGCUUCAAGGAAUGCCUGACCAAACGGUGCAAGAAAUGCUGCAAACACUGGGAAUAGCCAUGUUCUGCGUGAAUUCAUCGCCAGGUGAACGUCCCACAAUGAAGGAAGUGGUUGCACUUCUGAGGGAAGUGAAGAGUCCGGUUGAGGAAGUCGUCAAAACUUCCCAACCUCUUCUUACAAAGGAGACGCCCUCAACCACUACUAGUAGUCAUCAUUAAAGUUGACUCAUUUGUGGCAGAGGGAGUUCUUUAUAGAUGAUGAGGGAGAAAAGUUCAACAGCUUCUACCUUUGUAGUUUGGAUAACGUUCGGCUUGAGUUUUGUAUGUACAUAUUUAGAGUUUGCAUAUAGGAACAAUUUGGGCAGCGUCUAUUGUAUUGCUUAGAACAUCUCAAAGGCAAAAACGUGAACGGUGCAUUUGACACGUGAAAGAUAGAUAUAUAAAAAUUAAUAAUAAAUACAAUAU
Messenger RNA from Cuscuta epithymum, 4027 nucleotides. Lineage: Eukaryota; Viridiplantae; Streptophyta; Magnoliopsida; Solanales; Convolvulaceae. The record is from the annotation of a GenBank genome assembly.